This is a messenger RNA of Brassica napus (rape), 1599 nucleotides long. RefSeq lists its product as uncharacterized. Bases 1 to 1599 code for a protein of 532 amino acids. NCBI's taxonomy places the organism in Eukaryota, Viridiplantae, Streptophyta, Magnoliopsida, Brassicales, Brassicaceae. The transcript is spliced from 6 exons. The record is from RefSeq and is a predicted model, not a curated record.
AUGGCUCCAUCGUUCUUCUGUCCUCUUCCGAUGAUCACGGCUGAGCGGCUCGAGGAGCUUUAUACCGUUCACGGCGUUGAUCGGGCUGUCGUAGUUGAUUUGGCUUCCACGACUGAGUCUCCGGAAGCCGUUUGUGAUGGAUACGGCGGAGCAUAUCUCACCUUCUUUGGGACCUGCGGUCUUUCCUUCCCGAUCCCGAAACCUGUCCUUAGUGUUCUAGUGGAGCUGGGUUUGUCGCUCACUCAGAUGUGUCCCAACUUCUUGAGGCAUCUUUUGGCACUUUUAGUCAAGGCUCGCGAAGAAGGUCUGCUGUUCGGCCUCGACGAGCUUCGUCAUCUCGGUAUCCCAUAUCGCGAUCAGAACUGGCGGGAAGAGUUCUUUGUCUUCAAGAUCGACGAGGCGUAUGUGGGAGGUUUUGAUUUCUCGAGGCUUCCUCGCUAUUGGGCUGAGGACAUAGUUCAUUCGGGGAGAUCGGACAUGACCGACGGGCAUCGGGGUUUAAUAGGAGUUCCACCUUCUCGAUGCUGGACGGAGGUCGCGGGUGCUUCCGAGGAUGAGGCGGAGCAUUCUCAGGAGGAGGUGGGAGACUCUUCUAACAAUCCUCCUCCUCCUGAUAGGUUGGAGAGGCAGCUCGCGAGGAGGUUGUCGUUUCCUAGUUCUAAGUCGGCGUCGACGAGCAAAGCUGCUAGUGGGCUGCCUCCAAUUCCAACUCUGGAUUUGGAGGAUGAGGGUUCCCCCGAAGGUCGGAGAUAUCCUGUUCCUUUGGAUCCUGGUUUUCAGGGAAAUUCAGCUGCUGCCAGCCGUAAACGGCGUCGCCCGUCAAAGGCCGAAGGAGCUGCCUCGUUCCAAGAUGAUCUUGUUUCGAUUGCUCGUCGUACGAGGCCUGCGGGUUGUCGUUCCCUGUCUCUUGCUUCUCCUGAAGAGGAGGGAGCUUACGCCAAGGUGGUCAUCGCGAGCUCUAAGGUUAUGGAAGCUUACAAUGAGUUUGCUGUGACGAUGGAGGAUCGCAUGCUUACUCUUCGCAAUGAGAGUCAGGCAGUGAAAGGAAGAGUUGAGGUCCGGAGGCUUACGGAGGAGCUUCGGGCGGCCAAGGAGGAGACCAGGAAGAAAACUGGAGAAGCGAUGAUUUUGAAGGAUGAGUGGGAGAAAACUCAUCGAGAAAGGGCGGUUUUCGAGACCGAGGUUGCUACCCUCAGAACCAAGAUCGCGGAACUCGAGGCUGAUCGUGAUCGGGACAUCCGUAGAGGUUCUCGCGCUUCUCGUCUUGAAGACGCUAGCGGCUUCAGAGAGGUUCUUGCCUCCUUGGAGAAGAGGUGGGUCGACAAAAAGAAGGAGGUGUCUGCCGAGGUUCUUGCCUUCUUGCUUCAUGAGAUCGUCACCAAUCUUGAUUUACUGAACGAGAUCAAGAACGAAGGGCUAGUGGUGGAAGAAGAGAUCGUUCGUCUGAAGGUAAUGGAGAAGGAUUGCGAAGCUAUCGCUAGCCUGGCCAUCGUUCCGGAUUGGUCGAUGGUGGGUCUCGAUCUUCCUCAAGUUUCUGAAGACUCGGUCGUCAACGGCGACGCUGCGGACUCUUCUUCCGGCGAAGGAGCUAGUUCUUAG